Molecule: messenger RNA, 1536 nt
Organism: Glarea lozoyensis ATCC 20868
Lineage: Eukaryota; Fungi; Ascomycota; Leotiomycetes; Helotiales; Helotiaceae
Product: MFS general substrate transporter
Exons: 6
Coding region: 1-1536 (511 amino acids)
Biological process (GO): transmembrane transport
Cellular component (GO): membrane
Molecular function (GO): transmembrane transporter activity
Source: RefSeq, a predicted model, not a curated record
AUGGAGAAAGAGACCGCGAGCCAAGGAUCUUUGGAUUCAAACACCAAAGCUCAGCUCAAUCAAAAAGAGGUCGUCCACUCAGAUUCAGUCGACUCACUUGGAGAAGCCUCAGACACUCCUCACUUCGAUGCGUCAAGAACCAAGAAGUUGAUUAGGAAGUUGGACUGGCAUCUGGUUCCAUUUCUUGCCCUACUCUACCUUCUUUCUUUCUUGGACAGAACCAACAUCGGAAAUGCCAAACUCUUCAGUCUUCAAAAGGACUUGGGUAUGCCUGAAAAGGGUCCCAAGGCGAUCCAGUAUAACAUUGCGCUGGCCGUUUUCUUCCCAUUCUAUGUCGCCGCUGAAGUCCCAUCCAACAUGAUGAUGAAACGGCUCAGACCAAGCUUGUGGCUCACAAUCAUUAUGCUCGCGUGGGCUAUUUGCACGAUUGGAAUGGGUUUCGUCAAAGAUUUCAAAGAUCUCGUUAUCGUCCGCGCCCUUUUGGGUGUAUGCGAAGGUGGAUUGUUCCCUGGUGUUACUUAUUAUAUCACUAUGUGGUAUGCUCGUCAUGAGUGUGGUCUUCGCAUGGCGAUGUUCUUCUCUGCUGCCACCGCUGCGGGUGCCUUUGGUGGUAUUCUCGCCUUCGGUAUCGGCAAGAUGAAGGGCGUUGGUGGCCGUGGUGGAUGGUCAUGGAUCUUCAUUCUUGAAGGUAUCAUCACCUUCCUCGUGGCCUGCGUUGCGUACUGGGCAAUCAACGACUACCCACGCACGGCAAAGUUCUUGACCGAAGAGGAACGAUUUGAAGUCGAGCGCCGCCUCAAGGCUGAUCGUAGCUCCCUUGCUGAUGAGUUCAACCUCAAGUUCGCAUGGGACGCAUUCAAAGACUGGAAGAUUUACGUACACAUGUUCAUCACCAUCGGAAUUUACACUCCACUAUAUUCCAUCUCUCUCUUCCUACCGACCAUUAUCAAAAACAUGGGAUACUCCAACGAGACAAGUCAGCUGAUGACCGUUCCUCCAUACGCCGUUGCUUGCUUUUUCACUAUCGGCGCUGGAUAUGCCGCUGACAAAAUGAAGCAACGAGGUAUCUUCAUGUUGACCUUCGAAAUUGUCGCCAUCAUUGGCUUCGUCAUGCUCGCCUCCACUGGUAAGCCAGGAGUUCAAUACGUAGGAACAUUCAUGGUCGCCUCUGGCAUCUACCCACUCGUACCUAUGGGAGUCGCAUGGAAUGGAAACAAUAUCGGAGGCUCGCUCAAGAGAGGUGUCGGUAUCGCCAUGCACGUUGGCUUCGGAAACUUGGGAGGUACCAUUGCGGCUUUCAUGUUUUUGGCAAAGGAUUCACCAAGAUUUAUCCCAGGUCACUCCACUCUGGCUGCCACAGUCACCAUGUCCGCCGUUCUCACCACCUUGAUGACCUUAUAUCUCCGUCGCGAGAACCGUCGCCGCGAUGCUCUCGCCGCCUCCAUCAACAAACUACCCGAACAAUACACCGAGGAGGAGAAAUUCGCCGAGCGCGAGAAUGGCGACAAUGCCACCUUUUACCGUUACACUGUUUAG